GCAGCUGGAGGCGCCCCCCGAGAGGGUUUCGCCCCAAUUUCCCCCCAGUUUGCCCCAAAAGCCGCGGCCGGGAGAGGUGAAAUCGGAAAAAGCCAAAGCGAGCGAGGCGGAGAAAGAGAGGAAUAAAAUGCAGAAACUCGGCAGCGAGCCCGGCAGCAGCGAGAAUUCCGACAGCGAGGCCAAAGAGGAGCCCAAGGCGGGAGGAGGAGGAGGAAGAGCCGAGGACGAGGAGGGCGCGGGCGGGACGUGGCUGCGGGCGCGCAGCGGGAGGAAGAAGCGCUGCCCGUACACCAAGCACCAGACGCUGGAGCUGGAGAAGGAAUUCCUGUUCAACAUGUACCUGACCCGCGAGCGCCGCCUGGAGAUCAGCCGCAGCAUCGCGCUCACCGACCGCCAGGUCAAGAUCUGGUUCCAGAACCGCCGCAUGAAGCUCAAGAAGAUGAACCGCGAGAACCGGAUCCGCGAGCUCAGCUCCGCCUUCGGCUUCAGCUGAGCCCCCGCCCGACACCGCCCGCCUUCCCCCCUCAC
Molecule: messenger RNA, 528 nt
Organism: Ficedula albicollis (Collared flycatcher)
Lineage: Eukaryota; Metazoa; Chordata; Aves; Passeriformes; Muscicapidae
Product: homeobox protein Hox-D10
Exons: 2
Coding region: 128-493 (121 amino acids)
Biological process (GO): regulation of transcription by RNA polymerase II
Cellular component (GO): nucleus
Molecular function (GO): DNA-binding transcription factor activity, RNA polymerase II-specific; RNA polymerase II cis-regulatory region sequence-specific DNA binding
Source: RefSeq, a predicted model, not a curated record